AUGAGUGUGGAUCCCACUGAUCUCCAAACUUUGCCUUCUUUUGAGAAAGCAUCCAAUUCUGGGGACUCCUCACCAACUCUUCCGUCUUAUGGUCCUGAGGAAAAUGACUCUCCUUUACAAACACCUACUGCUGAGAUGCUCAACAAGGAGACUGCCUCUCCUCCUUCCUCCGUGGACAGUCCUGAUUCUUCUACUAGUCCCACACCAAAGCUAGCAGGUUCCAGUUCUGAGGAGAGCCCUGGGAAGAAGGAAGAGAGUAAGGUCCAGAUCAAGAAACAGAAGAUGCCAAUGGUGUUCUCUCAGGCUCAGCUGUGCACGCUCAAUGAAAGGUUUCAGAAACAGAAGUACCUCAGCCUCCAGCAGAUGCAAGAACUUUCUAGCAUUCUAAAUCUCACUUACAAACAGGUUAAGACCUGGUUCCAAAACCAAAGAAUGAAAUGUAAAAGAUGGCAGAAAAGCAACUGGCCAAAGACCUUCAACAGUGUUCGAAAGGAAAUGGCAAUUAAAGCUGAAAAACCUAGGUAG
Messenger RNA from Nannospalax galili (Upper Galilee mountains blind mole rat), 525 nucleotides. It is a transcript of the gene Nanog, whose product is annotated as Nanog homeobox. Gene Ontology annotation, biological process: regulation of transcription by RNA polymerase II. The coding region runs from base 1 to 525 and encodes 174 amino acids. Gene Ontology annotation, molecular function: DNA-binding transcription factor activity, RNA polymerase II-specific; RNA polymerase II cis-regulatory region sequence-specific DNA binding. The record is from RefSeq and is a predicted model, not a curated record. The transcript has 4 exons. NCBI's taxonomy places the organism in Eukaryota, Metazoa, Chordata, Mammalia, Rodentia, Spalacidae.